AUGCUGCUACUGCUGGAUUGGGACGAGACGCUGACAUCUCACGAUACGCUCUCCCUCAUCGCACCACCCGAAGGCUCUCAACCGCACGGCGCAGCAUUUUCGACCUACUCUUCCGCCUACUCUGCGGAUCUCGCAACAUACAAAUCCCAACAUGCCGAGCCGCGCACGUUGGACGAGCAGCUGGAAUGGCUGGACGGUCUGGAUGAGGUGGAGCUGAAGAGUCAAGAGAGAAUCGAACAGGGUGGACUGUUCAGAGGCGCACUGGAGGUUGAUCUGCUGCAAAGGGCAACUCGGGUGCAGCUCAGAAGAGGCGUGGAGAAGCUGGCGCAAUGGGCGCAGAGCGAUGGACACGAGUCAGAGGUGCACAUCAUCAGCGUAGGGUGAGGCACGAGCAGGAGCAUGAGCAUGAGCAAUGUGCAUACGAGUCAACAGAGUCACUCCAGCUUUGACUGCACACGAGCGCGCUCGUCACCGGACAUCACACGCACGUCGCUAGUCUCGAGUUGCUGACGAUGCAUCUUUUGCUUCCGCUCUCUUGGCGCAAAUCGAUCACCUUGACCGGUCCAGAUGGUCAGCCCGCUUCAUCGAAGGCAGCCUAACACACCACCUCUCCUGGGUGCCCAAUAGCAUUCACGCCAACGAAGUCGAGCUAGACUCUCAAGGCAUUGGCACUGGUCGACUCACCAAAUCGGCCUCCGUCACCUCCUCAUCCGGCGGUAUUCGAACAUCGACGCACAAAGCAGCCGAAGCGGCCUUGAUUGAUUUGCAAGCUCGCAAAGAGAGGGGUUUGAGAGGAUUGACAGUGUAUGCUGGGGAUAGCGGUACGGAUCUGAAUGCCCUUUUGAGUGCGGAUCUGGGCAUCGUCAUGGGAGAGGCAAAGGGACUCAAGGAGAUAUUGAACAGGAUUCAGCAGCCGGAUUGGUUGGUCGAGAUGAACGAUUGGUUGGAGGAGAGGAGGAGUGGGACGAGACGAGCUAGAGAUCAUACACUCGUCAGAGUCGACGAUUGGCUGCAGGCGGUGCAAGUGCUUCAAGAGCUGCAUCCAUAG
This is a messenger RNA of Ceraceosorus bombacis, 1048 nucleotides long. The record is from the annotation of a GenBank genome assembly. Lineage: Eukaryota; Fungi; Basidiomycota; Exobasidiomycetes; Ceraceosorales; Ceraceosoraceae.